This is a messenger RNA of Aedes aegypti (yellow fever mosquito), 3481 nucleotides long. It is a transcript of the gene stas, whose product is annotated as transmembrane protein 41 homolog. The record is from RefSeq and is a predicted model, not a curated record. Lineage: Eukaryota; Metazoa; Arthropoda; Insecta; Diptera; Culicidae. Gene Ontology annotation, cellular component: endoplasmic reticulum membrane. The transcript has 4 exons. Bases 1092 to 2093 code for a protein of 333 amino acids.
AGUUCGAUCGGUUUCUCCGUCGCGCAGUUGAUUUUUCUGCAUCGGUGUCGUUGGUCGGUUUGUAAAUCCGCAGUCCGUCGUUCUCCGUAAUCCGUUUCGUUCUUGUCUGAGCCGAGGGAUUAGUGAUCCGUUCUUUGUGUGGUGGCAGUGUUCUAGUUGUUGAUAUUACAACGACCCCCCAACCAACGGAGCAGAUCCCGUCGUCGCGGAUGGUUAAAAAAGUGGGGUGGAUCCGUCAGCAAUCAGUGCCCGCAGUUUCGUCGCAUAAUUAAACUUGUAUGUGCCAUUACAACAUCUAGUUUUUCAGUACUAGAAACCUGAAAGCCGUGCUUGUGGGGCGUCUCGAAUAUCAAAGUGCGAAGAGGAAAGUGUGUUACUUGGGGCAGCUUUUUAAACCGACCGACGGACGACCGAAACAAGAGGGGAAUUUGCACCACUCGGAAUUGAUUAGUGUGUGAAGGACAAUCCCCCUUCUAAUAAACGAGGAUUAGAUAACUCAAUGGACGGUAUCCUGGGGCGAGGAAUUUGCUCGAAGCUUUCGUUGAUUCAUAGCAUUUGAUUGUGAAUUAUUCGUCCCGCGAAGAACAAAGAGAAGAAUCGAUAAAACGAGUAUCCACCGUUUGGAUACCUACUACAAGGAAGUGGUUGACUAGCGGCGAGACGAGCGGUUCAGUGCGCGGCCAGAGGGGAAGAACAACAAAAUAUCGUACGAUACAGACCGCUUUGAGUUGAACUGAGCUAAGCAGAGCGAGAGGAGCUGGAUAGAUAGCGACCGAGUGUCGUAGCGGAAUAAAGAGAGAACUAGGUAUCAUCCCAUACGGGCGAUUGUGCGCGAAGUGCGUCGCCUCGAAGUCGUUGUCGCCUCAGAGCUAGUCGUCGUCAGUCAUCUCGUCCGCGUGAUCUCCCUCGAGGCGCUCCUAUUCCGAAUAGAGUGAGCAUUAGCGCAGCUCAAUUCGGAAGUGGAAGUAGCAAAGUCUGUGCUUUGAGUUCAAGAAGAAGUUUGAACUCGCGCUUCACGUGUUCCACUUGUGAUUAGGGUGGUGUAUCCUAGGUCGCGGUUUGAUUGCCGGAGUGCUGAUAGCGAACACGAAAUGGAUACGGUCGAGACGGCUAAUCAUUUCAUGGCCUUUGGAGAGGCAUCCAGCGAUAAGAUGCCCCUCCUGGGAAGCACAAUGACGUCGUCACCAGCGGCGAACGGUCAGCUGAAGUACGACAUCAGCAGUAGCAGCAGCAGUAAUGGGAAUGGAGUGCACGCUAAGAUUAACCAACGCAUGGCGGUUUCGAAUGGGACUCCCGCUGCCGGGGAUUGCAAUGGUACGGGAUCAAUGGCGAAAUCUAGUGAGGACAAGGAAGAAGACCGAUCUGCGAGGCAGUCGUUGAUUAUUUUGGCGGCGAUCUUCUUCACCAGUUUGUUUGCGAUGAUCUACGUGUACGCGAUGUUCCCCGAGCUGGAUGAGUCCGAAAAGCAGUACAUCAAGGUCCCGUUCGACAUCGAGGAUGCCAAACAGCUGGGACGUGUCCUGGAUCGCUACAAAGAUCUCUACUACCUGGAGGUGAUGUCCGGCGUAGUCCUCGUCUACAUAUUCCUCCAAACGUUUGCCAUUCCCGGUUCGUUGUUCCUGUCGAUCCUCAGCGGGUUCCUGUACAACUUCCCCGUAGCCCUUACGCUGGUGUGCUUCUGCUCGGCCCUGGGAGCCACCCUGUGCUAUCUGCUAUCGCAGCUGGUCGGACGCCGCGUCGUCAAGCACUACUUCCCCGAGAAGGCACGCGUCUGGGCCCAGCAGGUGGACAAACACCGGGAAGAUCUGCUCAGCUACAUGCUGUUCCUGCGGAUGACCCCAUUCCUACCCAAUUGGUUCAUCAACCUGGUGGCACCGGUCAUCGGCGUUCCGCUGUAUCCGUUCGCCCUUGGGACGUUCCUCGGGGUGGCCCCGCCCUCCUUCAUUGCCAUCCAAGCGGGCAAGACCCUGUACAAGAUGACUAGCUCGAGCGAUGCGUUUAGCUGGGGCUCGGUCACGCUGCUGGCGGUGUUUUCCGUUUGUUCGCUCGUGCCGGUCAUAUUCAAGCGGUACUUCAAGUCCAAGAUCGACUAAGGAGCUGGAACACACACGGCCAUGCGUCAAGGUCUUCGCGCCUCGUCCGGCGCUGGGGACAUUUGUUUUACCACAAGCAAAAAAGGUUAGUCAGUCAUUAGGCUUACGGAGGAUAGCGGGGAGGGAGGGAUACCGAACCGAUCGGAACCGCAAUCGGAUCGAUGAAUAGUAUAAUUCUAGCCAAAGAUGAGUGUGUAAGGAUACUGAAAACUGUGUUUAUUAGCGAUUCGAGUUAGUUUUGAGAUAGUUUGUAAGACGUGAGCGGAUUUAGUGAUCGAAUAGAGAUAUUGGAAUAUGGAUGGAGCGGGUUGAGCGACUCAGUCGAAUGGCGAGAUCUAUAAAUUUGUGAAUCAAGCUAUAAUGAUUAUGAGCAUUAGACCGGUCCAAAAUGCAUAAAAUCAUGAAAUUAAAACCUUGCACUUUUGAAUGAUAGUUUGGAAGUUUAGUCUAACAUAUUUAUCUGAAAUCUUCGACUUAUGCAUUGCAAGUCUACUGCAAAUUGCUCAAAGUUUCUAUGAGAAAAGUUAACCAAAUUGUCCCCUGAUUUCCUUUGGAUUCUUUUAUCUUCUUGUCUCUUGUUUUCAAGCAUGGAGUCACUAUAGUUCCUAUUUAAAAAAAAACUAGCGACCCUCAAUUUGAAAAUUUGAUCGAUUGAUCAAUGACAAUCGAUCAAAUUUUCAGCUUGAACCACGGUCUGGUUUUCUGAAUUUGUACUCUUGGAAAUUUGAUGUUUGACUCCGAUCCAUCUUCACCUUAAGUAGUUCGCCCCGUUCCAUCUAAAUAAAGGGGGAUUUUUUUUUAUUUUAGUCGGAUACCUCACGUUUCUGUUGCACACUUUUGUGUUGGACCCCAAACGUGAACUCUUUCGACAAACUAGUAAAAAAGAAGUAUUACAAGUAGAGCUUACUGUAAGACAGAACAUAUGAACCCGAUGCAGAAAAAUAAAGCGCGACCAAGUUUGAUCCAUAGUUUUGGAUUACAUAUAUGUCUCAAAAAUUUGCCCCUCCUCAAACUAAUUGACGAGGAAGGGAAAGAUAUUAAAAUAUAUGAUGACCAAUAUAAUAGCUAAUACUUACUUAUGACGCCUAGAAAGCCACGCUACAUACCACAAAAUACUAAGAGCGACGUGGAGCAUUGCAUUGCAUUUUUCCUCUGUUUUUAGUUUUUAAAUGUUCAACAAAAAUUAUAGCAAAUUGAGUGGAAAACUUGUGCACUAAGUGCUCUGCACGGCUGUAAUAAGAGGAUUCGCGCUAGGCUCGAAAUAUAUACGGAACAAGAAGAAAAGAAAUCUAUCGUAGGAGUUAAGCAUAUAGUAAAUCUCCGUUUUUACGCUAAAACAAUGCAAAAUGAAAGAGAAAAAAAAGAUACUAAAGAAACUAGACAGUUCA